AUUCAUUCGUAUUAUAUCCAAAAAAAAUCAGUUGGGUAAACUUUGCUAGCAUUAAGCCUGUCCUUGGAUUAUUAUUUUUGGUUCCUUUUAUUGAAAGUUGGGAUACUGCUUGGAUAAUUUACAAAAGCAUAAUCUUUGUAUCUGCAACAUUACAAGCCUACUAUUUUAUCAUUUUUCUUUUCCACAUUCUGGAAACGUACAAAUGGAAGUUGAAGGAAAUGAAUUCGCUAAUGAAAAAAUCUAGGAGCAUCUUGACUCAAAACAUCAUAUCCGAGAGUUUUUUCGAUGAACAAAUUGAUCAUUUAAUUUUGAUGAAGAGGUCAAAUAGAGACUUCAAUAAACUAGGUGGAGAAUUUAUCAUCAGAUAUAUUGUUGUAUUCUGCUUCAAUUUGUUUCACUGUGUGGUGCAAUGUGAAUACUCGUAUAUUUUGACCGUGAUUGCUUUUUUGCCAGGUUUGACUUUCUUGAUCAUUGAAUGUGAGGAAGUAAUGAUGUUGAGUGAAAAGCUGUUGCAGCAGAUUAUUUGGAAUUUACAAUAUCAAAUAACCCACAACAGGAAGUUCGACUCAAAAAAUGUAAAAGCUUUGAUCAAAUUCAGGAAUGCUCUGAAAUUAUAUAAAAUGGAAUUCUCUUGCAAUGGCUACAUUAACUUGGAUCACCAGUUGAUACUUAAAAUAAUAGAAAUGAUUACUACAAUUAUCAUAAUAAAAUGUCAAAUGCCCAAAUGAAAAUAAAAAAUUUG
This is a messenger RNA of Harmonia axyridis, 742 nucleotides long. RefSeq lists its product as uncharacterized. Bases 219 to 728 code for a protein of 169 amino acids. NCBI's taxonomy places the organism in Eukaryota, Metazoa, Arthropoda, Insecta, Coleoptera, Coccinellidae. The record is from RefSeq and is a predicted model, not a curated record. The transcript has 2 exons.